AUGGCACCCCUCGCGAACACCAAGACGUACAAGCUGAACAAUGGCGUCACCAUCCCCGCAGUCGGUUUCGGUACCUUUGCGAACGAAGGAGCCACCGGAGAGACCUACAAGGCCGUCACACACGCGUUGAACACGGGCUACCGACAUCUCGAUUGCGCUUGGUUCUACCAGAACGAAGCUGAGGUUGGAGAUGCAGUCCACGACUUCCUCAAGUCGAACCCCUCAGUCAAGCGCUCGGACCUCUUCAUCUGCACAAAGGUGUGGCCUCACUUGAUGGAACCCGAGGAUAUCAAGUGGAGCUUCAACAACUCGUUGCAGAAGCUGCGGAUGGACUACAUCGACCUGUUCUUGCUGCAUUGGCCAUUUGCAGUUGAGUCCAAUGAGGACCGCAUGCCUAAGAUUGGCGCUGAUGGCAAAUAUAUCCUGAAGAAGGGAUUAACCGAGAACCUGGAACCUUCAUGGCGGGCUUUGGAGGAAAUCAACCGCUCAGGCAAGGCCAAGGCGAUCGGUUGCUCAAACUGGACGAUCGAAGGUCUUAAGAAGCUCCUCUCGUACGCUGAGGUCAAGCCUGCGGUGAACCAGAUCGAAUGCCACCCCUUCCUUCCCAACGACGAGUUGGUGCAGUUCUGUAUCAAGAACAACAUCCUGCCUGAGGCAUACUCGCCGCUUGGUAGUCAGAACCAGGUGCCUACCACUGGCGAGACGGUGCGCGAGAACAAGACACUGAAGGAAGUGGCUGAGAGGAGCGGUCACGAUCUGGCACAGGUAUUGCUUGCUUGGGGAUUGAGGAGGGGUUAUGUGGUGCUCCCGAAGAGCUCCACACCGAAGCGCAUCGACAGCAACUGGCUCAUUCCCGAGUUGAGCGACGAAGACUUUGAGGCCGUCCAGAGCGUCGCAAAGGGACGUCACACGCGCUUCGUCAACAUGAAGGACACUUUCGGCUACAACGUCUGGCCGGAGGAGGAGUAA
This is a messenger RNA of Paraphaeosphaeria sporulosa, 969 nucleotides long. RefSeq names its product Aldo/keto reductase. Gene Ontology annotation, molecular function: aldose reductase (NADPH) activity. Gene Ontology annotation, cellular component: cytosol. Lineage: Eukaryota; Fungi; Ascomycota; Dothideomycetes; Pleosporales; Didymosphaeriaceae. The record is from RefSeq and is a predicted model, not a curated record. The transcript has a single exon. The coding region runs from base 1 to 969 and encodes 322 amino acids.